Messenger RNA from Ramularia collo-cygni, 1134 nucleotides. Its product is annotated as probable protein MNN9. Gene Ontology annotation, cellular component: mannan polymerase complex. The coding region runs from base 1 to 1134 and encodes 377 amino acids. Gene Ontology annotation, molecular function: alpha-1,6-mannosyltransferase activity. Gene Ontology annotation, biological process: protein N-linked glycosylation; cell wall mannoprotein biosynthetic process. NCBI's taxonomy places the organism in Eukaryota, Fungi, Ascomycota, Dothideomycetes, Mycosphaerellales, Mycosphaerellaceae. The record is from RefSeq and is a predicted model, not a curated record. The transcript has 3 exons.
AUGGCCGUCACGCGCUCGCUUCGGCGUAAUACCGCCAUCACGUACGUGCUCGCGGGCGUGCUGUGCGUCUUCUUCCUGUACUUCUUCUUUGGCGACAGCGCGCGGAUCCCCUCCAUCAGCACCGCUCCCAAGCAGCUGCUGAAGAGCAAAGAUGCCGCCUCCAACGCCCUCUCCCCGCCCUCGCUGCCUUUCCGCAAGCCCGCCAUGCUCGGUCCGAACGAGGUCGCUCCCCCACCGCCCGUUGUACACUAUCACAUGAACAAUGUCACCACCACCAGCGAUCCCGUCGGCAAUCGCGAGGCCGUCCUGAUCCUCACACCCCUCGCACGCUUUUACCAGGAAUACUGGGACAACCUCUGCAAGCUGUCAUAUCCACACGACCUAAUCUCCCUAGGCUUCAUCAUCCCCAAGGGCAGAGAGGGUAAUUUGGCCACGCAGCAGCUGCAGGAGCGCAUCGCCAAGACGCAAGCUCCCUCGAACAAGAACCGCUUCGCUUCCAUCACAAUCUUGCGCCAGGACGAAGAGCCACCGAAUGGCCAGAGCGAGUCCGAGCGACACGCCAUGGCUGCGCAGAAAGAACGACGUGCCUCGAUGAGCAAGGCCCGGAAUAGUUUACUAUUCACCACUCUGGGUCCCACCACGUCUUGGGUCUUGUGGCUAGACAGCGACGUUGUGGAAACACCGCCGAGUCUUAUACAGGACCUCGCGGCUCAUGAUAAGCCCAUUAUCGUUCCCAACUGCUUUCAGCGCUACUUUAACAAGGACAAGGAGGCCAUGGAUAUCAGACCAUACGAUUUCAACAGCUGGCAGGAUUCCCCAACUGCGCAAUCACUGGCGGAGAAGUUGGGGCCAGAUGAGAUCCUACUUGAGGGAUACGCAGAAAUGGCGACGUACAGGAAUCUCAUGGCUUACAUGCAUGACGAUCCCAGCAACCCAGGAAAGGUGGUAGAUCUUGAUGGUGUGGGCGGAACCGCAUUGCUGGUCAAAGCGGAGGUUCACCGAGACGGUGCCAUGUUCCCACCAUUCCCCUUCUAUCACUUGAUUGAGACGGAAGGCUUCGCCAAAAUGGCGCAGCGAUUGAAUUGGAAGUCUUAUGGCUUGCCAAACUACCUUGUGUAUCAUUACAACGAGUAG